Molecule: messenger RNA, 1598 nt
Organism: Exophiala viscosa
Lineage: Eukaryota; Fungi; Ascomycota; Eurotiomycetes; Chaetothyriales; Herpotrichiellaceae
Exons: 1
Coding region: 346-1551 (401 amino acids)
Source: RefSeq, a predicted model, not a curated record
AAUAAAAAAGCCUUAAACUCUUCAGAUAUCGAGCUUGAGCCUGUCACACUUCACUUGGCACGAGGAAAUGCCGCAAUGUAUGAUCCGGAAGGGUGUACUUUUACAAGGUAUCACAGCAGGUCGCUGGAUUGCUUUGUCUGGUCCAGACUGUACCUUCUACUGAUCAUGAGAAUUUUUUGGCUCAUCGCAUUUAGACUACACGCGGAAGCGGGCUCAGCCUUGCGAUAGUCAACGACGCCAAGGAGAGUGCGGAGUAAUAAGGCUUCAACUCCUGGAGCACGGACAGAUUUGGCAGAGUCGUCAACAUUGUAUGUACGUAUUGUACGUGUUUUACAUAUUGCAGAAAUGGAGGACUUCUCACAGUCUCGUGGAGACGACGAUUUAUUUGAGGACGAAAUCAUACCCUUUGAAGAAGCUCCGCCUUCCACAAACCAAGUCGCAGUUCAGCUAGAACAAGUCUCGCUUGAUCGAGCACUGUCACCCGCGGAGCAACCACCACCACCGGCGCGUCCCUCGGUAAAUGUGCAGACAAACCAUAAGACCUCAACUUUCCCAGGAUUCAGACCAAAACCGACAGGAAGAGGAAGUCAUGGAGCCACACGUGGGAGCUCAGAAAGAAAAGGUGGGUUAUCAGAAUCCAGAUGGGCGACCAAGCCAGAGAAACCGCAACCAGCGGCAGUAACGAGCACUCCAGCCGUGGAAGAAACCUUGAGCCGCGAAAACACACAGCCAGAAAAGUCUCUCGAACAAGCAGAUACCGCAGAGACGCCAACUCCCACAGAUCAAGCGGAGUCCCCUACGGGCGUGCCCAACGCCCCAACAGGUCCUGCCAAUGCCGCUGCAAGUGCUCGACCGCCCGCCGUACGCGGCGACAGAACGGCUACAGGCGGUGUACGCAAAGCCAAGCUCACGGAAGAAGAGCUCAAUGCCAAACUUGCCGCGGCCAAAGAACGAUCACAAAGCGUGGCAGCAGCGCAUGCCCGCGCAGAAGCCGACGCCGCAAGUUUCCAGGAACGCGAGCGCAUAGCCCAAAAGAAGCGAGAAAAGGACCGAGUAGAGCGAAAAGUCAUGGACAAUGAGCGGGAGAAGAACCGUCAGCGCAAGAUGGCCGUUAUGGGUGGACGAGAAUGGGACUCUCAUAAGAAUGAAGAGGAUUUCAGACCUGUACAGAAUGGCCGUGGCGGCGGUCGGAAAUUCCAGAGCGGUGUGACGUCGGACCAGCAGUAUCAGGCCGAGCAGGAGGAUCUGAAACAGUACGAAUGGCAUGAUGACCGGGGCCGUGGCCGUGGUAAGGGGAGAGGAAGAGGCGGACGAGGUCGUGGAAGAGGAGGGUUUCGUCACGAUGGAGAUGGUCAUACGCAACAGCCAGAUGUGUCGGCAGAGACUGAUUUCCCUGCCCUGCCCGCCGCCACCAAGCAGGCUGCAGAAACGUCGAACCUCAAUCAGAGUAAAUGGGCUUCCACGCCGUUAUCCGCCGGAGGCGACGGCGACGGAGGUGGCAGUUGGGCGGAGCAAGUUGAAUCAAGUGAGGCAGCAGCGAACAAAAACUGAUCCAGUUGAGACUUUCUGAUUUGGUCUGCAUGGUGUUUUAUGCUAUU